Molecule: messenger RNA, 828 nt
Organism: Candida dubliniensis CD36
Lineage: Eukaryota; Fungi; Ascomycota; Pichiomycetes; Serinales; Debaryomycetaceae
Exons: 1
Coding region: 1-828 (275 amino acids)
Biological process (GO): (1->6)-beta-D-glucan biosynthetic process; fungal-type cell wall biogenesis
Cellular component (GO): endoplasmic reticulum membrane
Source: RefSeq, a predicted model, not a curated record
AUGUCUGCGUUUCUAUUAGUUAACGAACACACAAACACACAAGUGGUCAAAAAGAAAAAACGACAUAAUGUUACCCCAACAUCUUCAACCAAGUCAAUUAUUUCGGGAUCAGAUACAAGCAGUCAUUACCGGAAGAAAGUGUUUGAUAUUAACAGCAAUCGCUAUGUGGACACAACUAGCUCAUUUGAAAUUUCAGUGGACGAUAUUGAAGAAGAAAGAAAUGAUUUGUCACACCCCAGUAUUCGUGGGCAUCAAAUCGUCAAAAACAAGAAACCAUUUUUCCCACUAGAAGAGUAUAUUAUAUUAAGACAUACAUACUUUGACCAAAUCAAGAACAACAACAACAAUUCCUUUGCUUGCAAUAAUAUCCAAACACUACUACUGAGCAACCAGUUUUGGAACAACGUAUAUCAAGAAAUGAAAGAUGAUAGUCUACAGUCAACCUUUGAUUACUUUCCAUUACUCCCCAAUAGAGCAGUCCUUGCCCAAUUUUACCAAACAGUCAUAAACAAAAUACUUGAGGAAAACAACAUUGAAGCCGAUUACGAAGAUUAUAAAAUGCAGCACAAUCACCUUUACUCGUCUCAUUACAAAUUGAGCGUGCAAGAGAAACUAGCAGACACAAUGAUUAUCAAUUUGAAGAUAUUUCUACGCGGCGAGGCUGACAGCACUUUUCAACAAUGGCGAAGAUUUCUACGAUUUUUAAUUUUGGGUUUUUUACAAACUCCAGAACCAUUUUCGUCUUCGCUUAAAACGAUUCAAUCGACGGGUCCUAAAAAACCGAAAAAGAUUUCUUUUUUCAAGAAAUUAAUUGGUUCUAAACAUUGA